UUGCUAUGCCACCGCCAUUGCAUCGCAUGGUUUCGAACAUGAAUUUAAAGAUUUAUUUGUUUGCAAUUGAAUAAUAACUGCGGAUCUUCUUAAUUUUAGUGCAAGCUAUUGAUAACAAUCUACUAUUUGGUGUCUUAAUAUUCCUUACAUUUGUAGCAGGUUUGUAUAAUUCUUGAAUAAGUGGUAAAUACCACAAAAUACACAAUGGAAGAAGACAAAAAGGUUAUGUUUCAUGAAAUGGAAUUGGAUGAUAGAAUACUAAAGGCCAUAUCUUUACUGGCGUGGCCCCAUCCAACACUGAUUCAAGAAACAGCGAUUCCACUCCUUUUGGAAGGCAAAGACGUACUCAUAAGAGCCAGAACUGGUUCCGGAAAGACAGCAGCUUUUGCAAUACCUGUUAUUCAGAAGAUAUUGAAUUUAAAGAAUACAAGUACACAUCAAUGUAUACGAGCACUAAUAUUGUCUCCUAGUAAGGAGUUAUGUGGACAGAUUACAUCAGUAAUUGGUGAUUUAACCCUCAAAUGUGCUAGAGAGGUCCGUUGUAUAGAUAUAUCAUCUAGUGGAGAUAUGCAAAUACAAAAGUCCCUGUUAUCAGAUAAACCAGACAUAGUUGUGGCGACACCUUCAAGAGCAUUGGCACAUUUAAAAGCAAAAAACAUGAGGUUAAAAGAAGAUCUGUCUAUGUUGGUUGUGGAUGAAGCUGAUUUAGUGUUUUCAUUUGGUUAUGAAGAUGAAAUUAAAGAACUCUUAAGUUAUUUGCCAAAAAUCUACCAAGCAGUUCUCGCUUCAGCCACAUUGUCAGAUGAUGUAUUGAGCUUGAAGAAAAUUGUACUCCGGAAUCCGGUGACAUUGAAACUUGAGGAACCAGAACUAGCACCAUCAUCUCAACUCCAACAUUACCAUUUAUUUGCUGAAGAGGAUGAUAAGGCAGCAAUAUUAUAUGCACUUUUAAAGUUGAACCUUAUCAGAGGGAAGAGCAUAAUUUUUGUGAGAACAGUAGAUAGGUGUUACAAAUUGAAGUUAUAUUUAGAACAGUUUAAAAUAGGUUCCUGUGUAUUAAACUCAGAGUUACCAGCUGCGGUCAGAUGUCUGUCUGUAGAUCAAUUCAAUAGAGGUAGAUAUCAAAUUAUUGUGGCAUCCGAUGAGAAAGCUUUGGAGAAACCUGAUGGAGGAUUACUGGGUCCUGAUGAAUGGGGAAAGAAAAAUAAGCAAAAAUCAAAACGCAAAAAGGAUAAAGAGUCAGGCGUGUCACGUGGUAUUGACUUCCAGCAUGUCUCGAAUGUUAUCAACUUUGACUUUCCUCUGGAUGUGAACUCUUAUGUGCAUAGAGCGGGCAGAACUGCUAGAGGUAACAACCAGGGUUCAGUACUAUCUUUUGUAUCACUUCGUGAGAAAACACUCAUGGAUGCGGUUGAAGAACAUUUGUCUAAGGGUUUUAAUGGAGAAAAAGUUAUACAGAAAUACGAGUUUGCAUUAGAAGAAGUGGAAGGAUUCAGAUACAGGUCACGUGACGCGUGGCGCGCUGUGACGCGUAUUGCUGUGCGAGAGGCGAGGCUCAAGGAGAUCAAACAGGAACUACUUAAUUGCAAGAAGUUACAGGGAUACUUUGAAGAGAAUCCAACUGAUCUUGCAGCGUUACGGAGAGAUAAGGCGCUACAUACAGUAAGAUUGCAGCCGCAGCUUGCUCAUGUGCCAGAGUACUUAUUACCAGCGGCACUGAGAAAUGACACUCCUGAACCUGAUGCUGACCAGCCUCCGGAACCUACCAAGAAGAGGAAACACAAACAAACCAACUUCGGCAGCGCUAAAAGGCAUAGAUAUCAAGCACGACAGAGUGAUCCUCUACGCAGCUUUGCACUGAACAAUAUUAAGAAAACAACCACAGCGAGCGAUACAUAGCACCUUUGCGCGUCGGUGCUUUGGGUGCGUCGUAUGGGUUAGUUGUCGGGAUGUCGGUUAGUACUGAGAUAUGGCGUCAUUUCGACAAAUAUAUUGUUUUC
Messenger RNA from Papilio machaon (common yellow swallowtail), 2000 nucleotides. It is a transcript of the gene Hlc, whose product is annotated as probable ATP-dependent RNA helicase DDX56. NCBI's taxonomy places the organism in Eukaryota, Metazoa, Arthropoda, Insecta, Lepidoptera, Papilionidae. Gene Ontology annotation, cellular component: nucleolus. The record is from RefSeq and is a predicted model, not a curated record. Gene Ontology annotation, molecular function: ATP binding; RNA helicase activity; nucleic acid binding. The coding region runs from base 205 to 1899 and encodes 564 amino acids. The transcript has 11 exons.